UGACUACGGUAAUGAUACGUACGGAGUCGGUAUACAGAUAGCGACGAAUAACUUACAGAUCGUGCUUUGUUGGUGUCCCGAGCUAAGAGCAAGGCCAAGGUUUCUCACUUUCUGUGUGGCACGAGAUGAAUCAGCCAACUAGAAAUGGAUACCAACCAAACCUCCAUCGGUGGUAACAUGUUUGUUCACAUUUCAGCAAACCCUAGUCCAAUAUUUCAGGUAACGCUCUCUCCAGUUCCAACCCGGCAGGGAACUGUGUUGAUGCAAAGCCCUGGUCCAGUAGCUCAGGUUAACCCUUCACCCGUUCCAACACAGAAACAGACUGUUGUCAAUGUCAUUCAAAGCCCGGGCCCAAUGGUUCAGCUAAACCCUUCUCCAAUUCCAACUCAGAAACAGACUGUUGUGAUGCAAAGGCAUGAUCAUAUCUCUCAGGUAAACCCUUCCCCUGUUCCGACCCAGAGACAGGCAAUUGUGAUGCAAAGUCCUGGUCCAGUAGCUCAGAUUCAUCAUUCACCCGUUCCAUCCCAGAAACAGACUAUCAUGAUGCAAAGUCCUAGUCCAAUUGUUCAGGUGAACAUCUCUCCUGUUCCAACACAGAAAGGGACUGUAAUGAUGCCUAUUGCCAAUGCCACCCAGAACUUCAGCCCUACCCUGCCUGUGCAGAAACAGUCAAGUAUCCCUCUCCAACUGUCAACCUCCUCUGGGAUCAUCCUGGCAACAAGACGGGAUGGCAUCCCUGCUAGCAGCCUUCAAGGAGCAGAGAAGGGCAGAAUCUCAGCCAAUGUAGCAAGAAGAGAUCUGGAUGCAACCACCCCAGUCAAUUUGUCAAGUGAGAAAGGGAGGAUGAGUGCCUUGGGUGUUGCUAUGGUAUCAAGAAAAGAUGUUGAGCCAGGUGAAGGACAUCAUGAAGAGUCAAGACCUAACAUGUCUAGGUUGUCCAGUGUGCUGAACUCCCUCUCUGAUCAGGACCAAGCCAGCAUGGAUCUUGAAGUACAGUCUGUCAUGUUUCCAGAGAGCAGAGGCCUUCUACCAACAGUAAAGAGGAUCUGUCCAAGUAGAUCAUCAUCUUCAAGUAAAGCAUCAAGCAAAUCUAGCUAUUCACCAAUGAGGCAAUCAACAUCUUUCACCAACACAAAAAGAGGCAAUAUCCAAACUACCACACCUACAUUUCCUGUAGUUGAUCAGAGUAUCCACCAACUUGCAGCACAGGGGGAGUUGGCAUUGAUCGCAGAAAAGCUUGAAACCGGGACAGAUAUUGACGAAACCGACCCGUUGGGUCAUACCGCCCUCUCUUGGGCUUGCCAGCACAAUCAGGCGGACAUGGUACGGUUUUUACUGGAGAAUAAUGCAGACCCAAGGAAGGCCAGUUUAGAUGGGGAGACAAGUCUUGCCUUUUCAUGUAGCAUUGGAAAUGCAGAUAUAGUCCGUAUGCUACUGCAAAGGAAAGCUCCUGUUAAUGUCUUUGACUAUAAUGGAGGCACCCCAUUGGUGUAUGCUGUUUAUCACAACCAUCCUAUCAUUGUUAAGAUGUUAUUAGAUUCUGGAGCAGACAUGACGCAAGAGAUGGAAUCUGGCCACACCCCUCUCAGUCUGUCUAUGGUAAUGGGUCAUAAACAAGUUCAGAGAGUGAUAGAGCAACACAUGCUAUCAUUGCUUCAGAUCACGUAGAAACAGACAGACAAUGGGACAUCGCUCAAAGACAUUUGCCAGUGGUUAACCUGCUCCUGGAAACCCUUCAGGAUUGAGGAUACUGUGCUUUGAUGAACAGGGAAGCAGUUCAUGAAACAAGCACUCUGUGACUUCCUCUGAUCCUUACAUCUGAUUGGCUUAGAGCAAAUUAGUCAGUACAAAUCACUGUGAAACUUUUCAUGUAACGCUUUGCCAGUGGCUAACCUGCUUCUGGAAACCCUUCAGGAUUACAGGAUACUGUGCUUUGAUGUUCUUAGGAAACAUUUCAUAAAACAAAUAGUCAGUGAUUUCUCACACUAUUGUUAAAAGCUACUGUGAAUCCUUAUAUCUGAUUGGCUUAGAGCAAAUUUGUCAGUGAAAAUCACUCUUAAAACUUUUCAUGAAAUGCCUCAUGGAUUUUUGACUCGAGGAGGGUCUCUUAAGAAUAGGCUACAUUACUUCAGGAUAUGGCAUGGAGAGUCCAUUGUGGAGAAUUUCUUUAUUUUCAGUGUAUUCACUCUGAUAUUGACUUUGGUUCUGAUGACCAGGGGAGCAUUUCAUCAUCAUUUUUUCUGACAAGUUUUCAGAUCUGACAACUUUUUCAUAUUCUGAUUGGCUGAGAAGCACAGUUCCUAUGGUAACUGUCAGAUAAAACAUCUUGACAAAUCCUUUCAUGGAGCACUUCGCAGAGGAUCUGUUGCAGAAACAGUUGCGAUCAAAUGCAACCUCAAGGAUCAAAUGCAACUUCACAAUUAGCUGAUAAGAACUGUAUAUUUAGGACUUGCACUUCAUUUUUUUUUAGAACACAACUUACUUUGCAACAGGGUGUUGUCCUUCAAGGCCUAAACAAGGUAAUGGAGACCUACUUAUAAGUGCAAUAAUAACAAUACCAUGCCAUUUGCUAUUCAUAACUAGUAAAAAUUUAAACAAGAAGUGAUGUUUUUAUUUCUCACCGCAGUUUGAUGUGUGGAGUGACUCUUUGUAGUCAAACCACCCCCCCAUCCUCUUUUUUACAUCGCCCAUUCGCCCCUCUCUCAUUACAACCAGCAAGGUUAUAUUAUGACUUUCUAUAUCUGUUUUCCUUGAUUUUGUUUUGAUGUUUAUUUCCUGCUGGUCAAUAACAAGAACUUGUUUUGCAAGUUCAUAACCAGGAAAAACUUUCGCUUCCUGUAAAUUGAUUUUGUUGAGAGCGAAAUUGAACCUUUUAAUACAGCUUGUUGAUAUGCUGAAUUUCUUAGUAAAUAUCACGAAAUAGUCUUUACCUGGAAAUAUUACUUACUACAAUACAGUGUUGAGUACAGUGUUACUAAUAACUCAAAGUCCUAUCCAGUUUUAUACUUUUGAAGGAUGAUUGCCUUGUGAGAGGGUUCGUUGGUAGAGUAUGCAAAGAAUAUGAACAGAGUUUUAAGCCAAGAACCUUCUAAUUUAGAAACCUUAUUAAUUCAAGAAGGCCAUAUGAUCUGAAGGUACGGUACUGUCACAUCGUUCAGUAUAAGCCUUGCGGGUGAUUGCCCGCAACUUGCCCGCAACAAAGGCUUGAGCAUGUUCAAAACUUGUCUGCAUGCAAAUCAGACUUGCGUGCGCUUCUGCAGGGAGCUGCGUGUGAGAUACUGUCAGUGCGGGCGACUUGCGGGUAGCAAAAAUAGUCACCCGCAACUCACCCUCAAGGCUUGCAAGGAACAAAUGUGACAGGGUCUUUAGUUUUUACUACUCCUUGAGAUUGAAAUAUCAUUGCUGUUUGUCAUGAGGAUUAAAGGCACUUUACUUAAUGCUUUCACUGGGACCAGAGUGCAUAUUAUAAAUCACAAGUUAGUAAUAAUAAUAAUCCGAUUUUAUGUAGUGCUUAGUACAUGGGAACGACGUCUGUAAGCACUUUACAGAUAUUUUUUAGUUAGUUAGUACUCAAUUAUAUGGAGUACGUACCUCUUGCUAAGUCAUAUAUUGGGCAGAUUUUGACAAUUAUAUGAAAUGGAAAAGUGCCCCCAAGAGUCAAUUUUUAUUUUGCAAUUGGACCAACCCCCUCCCCUACAUAAUUACAUUGAAUAGAAUUUCAAUCUCUGUGGGAGAAAUUCAUGUGCAGACUGAAUAUCUGUUUGGUCAGGAGACCUCUGCUAGCCUUCAAUUACUCUUUUGUAAUGUAUCAGUGUGCAAUUGAAAGGGCCAAAUUUAUUUUAUAAUAUGGACCCAAGUUUCAUCAGCUUCUUAGAAGAAAGACGUUACUCCAAUUGAUAACACUUUGAUAAUGCUUUGGACCUUUUUGACAUUCAGGAAGCUACUGUCUAUAACCUAUAACUGGAAUUAUAUAUAAAAACAAAGGGAAAGAAAUUUGUGCAAUCUGAGGGAGAAAGGGAUAGUGAGAGACAGAGGGGGGGGGGGGUGGGCAGUCUGGGAUAAGAGAGUCUGUCAAUCAUAUACAUAUAUGACUAUUGAAACCUGAUCAGUAUUUCUAUUAAUGUGUCAACUAGUCAGUAAACUUUUCAAGGUAUGAAACAUGUCUUCUUUAGAAAUGUGCUGGUAAGCUCAAAUAAACCCUUCCUUGAAAUUUGUUCCAUUGGCUGUCUUGAUAAGGAAGGGGAAAUAUUGUUCUGAAUGUUGAAAUUAGAAUAAGCAAUGGACUGCAAAAAGUGCAAAAUACUGCAAAUAUAUGUAAGUUAAGUUGAUUUCAAGAAACUUGUUAUUGAUUUUCAUGAUAUACAUGUAAUUUUGGUUAGGGUGUGGUUUUUCAGUCAGCAAUAAGGAAAAAGUGGGGGGUACUACUAUCUAUUAAUACUACCACUACUAUUACUGCUACUAUUAGUACUACUACUUCUAUUUCCAUUGUUGCUUCUACUACCACUAAUGCUACUAAUUAAAUAUGCAGUAAAAAUGCUGUUUAAAAUCAUUACUAAUAAUAAUAAUUAUAUGAUCCUUACAAUAGUUGAACAGUUUAAACAACCAUGAUUAAUUUAUUGAGAAUUAAAUAUUAAAAAGCACUUUUACUGCAUACUACUACUUUUUCUUUUUCUCAUAAAUGUGUACUGGUUCCAUUUUAUUUGUACUACUGCUGGUCAUUGCUACUUGCUCUGUUACUGAUUUUACUUCUACCUACCAUCACCACCACCUUUUUACUAUUUAUUUGAACAAAAAUGUGUUAAUUUUUGUUCCUUCAUGUGAUCACAGGAACAUUAAUGUACAUCCUUUCAGUUUUUUAAAACCUCAAAUUCUUCCGGAAGAGCAUUAACAUGUGAUAUCAGUUCACAAUGAUUUUGAACAGUUUCAAAUUCCUACUAGAAUAUUUCAUGAUAGCUUACUUUAGUACAGUAUCAAUAAUUCACUCACAAAAAAAAAGAAUUCAUCCAAAACUAGCGCACGAAAGUGACAAUAAAGAACAAUGAAAGAGAAAGGAUAUGAAAGGGUUAUUUGUUAUAAAUGAUCAGUUUCUAAAAUGUAUUUUCAUGUUUUCACAUGCUUUAUUUGUAUGUGUUAAUCAUCAAUUAAACCAGGAUACAUUGUCAGGAAUAAUAAUAUUACUGGUACUGUCCUCAAAUGUUUGUUUUUUAUUUCUUCCUGUUAAUACUCGUUUCUUCUGAUAAUAUAUAUUUAAUAGCUUUUCGUGUCAUAUAUGUUAUCUUUUUUUUAAUCCAGCAGGCUGGAUUUUGAUUUCUCUCUUAAUUUUAUCACUAAGAAUGUAUAAGUAUUGAUUUAUUUAUUGUCUAUCAUGAGUACAUAACCCUGCACAUAUCUUUUUAGGAGUAGGAUCCAUUCAAUAUGUGCAUUUGAUUCAUUUUGCAGGUUCUUGACUUUAACAGUGUUUUACCUGAUUUUCUUGUAUUCGUUUUACACAUACAUAGGUUCAUAUGCAGGUUCAUCAUUUUAGUUCUGUUGUCAGUUUCUUGCACAUAACCAUUCAUCUUGAUUUUAUAAUUCUUUUCAACUUGCCUUUUGAAAAUCUGUAAAUUUUUCCCACUUUUUAUCCCACCAUCAGGUGCAUGCAUUAAUCAGGCAUUAUGUGGCAUUUUAUUUCUAUGAAAUACAUGUAGUUGGAUUGAUAAAUUUUAUGAAUACAUAAUGGCAUAUGUACAUGUAGUAUAUUUGGUCAUACUUGUAUAAUGAAGGAAGUGUUUGGUUGUAUACAUUGCCUGACUUUCAUUUUCAAGAUUAAAGAUGUUAAUUUGUAUGUAAAAUUAUACAGACAGGCCUUGAUUAACUUGAGUACAUUGUGAAUGUUAAUACACAUCUUUCAAAGUUGAUAACCCCCCCCCCCUCCCCUGAAGAAAAAAGUGUCUGUCUCUGUUCCAGAUCAUUACUGCAUUAAAUGAUCAUGUAUUACCGGGGCCCGGUUCAUAAAUCUUGUUAUGAUAACAUAUUUGCAAUAACAGAUAAAAGCUACUGAAAUCCUUCAA
Molecule: messenger RNA, 6050 nt
Organism: Lytechinus pictus (painted urchin)
Lineage: Eukaryota; Metazoa; Echinodermata; Echinoidea; Temnopleuroida; Toxopneustidae
Product: ankyrin repeat family A protein 2-like
Exons: 7
Coding region: 145-1668 (507 amino acids)
Biological process (GO): regulation of gene expression
Cellular component (GO): nucleus
Molecular function (GO): protein binding
Source: RefSeq, a predicted model, not a curated record